Messenger RNA from Rosa rugosa (rugosa rose), 3099 nucleotides. RefSeq lists its product as uncharacterized. Lineage: Eukaryota; Viridiplantae; Streptophyta; Magnoliopsida; Rosales; Rosaceae. The record is from RefSeq and is a predicted model, not a curated record. The coding region runs from base 1 to 3099 and encodes 1032 amino acids. The transcript is spliced from 5 exons. Gene Ontology annotation, molecular function: nucleic acid binding; RNA-DNA hybrid ribonuclease activity.
AUGUUGCAAGGCAAUGUUUUAGUAUGGAAUUGCAGGGGUGUUGUGUGCAACGAAACCCAACGAGCCCUUAUUGAUCUGGUUCAAUUAAAGAAGCCAAAUCUGAUCUUUUUGGCGGAGACCCUUGCUCAGCCAUCUCAUAUUGCCUCUCUUGCGAACAGGCUUGGUUUUGCAGGACAUAUAUGCUACCCUCAUGAGGAUGGAUCCCAGGGAUUGGCGCUGCUUUGGAGUAGUGAAAUUCAUGUUGAUCUCAGAACGAAAUCCCCUCAUCAUAUUGAUGUUGAGAUUAGUGAUCCGGGUAAACAGGAGAAGUAUCGCUUCACAGGAUUGUAUGGCUUUGCAGCCAGAGACAAAUCCGGAGGUCCCCCUCGUGCUGCUGCUCCUAUGGCGGCAUUCCGGCAAACGAUGAUUGACUGCGGCUUCAUCGACAUGGGUUUCUUGGGUAGUAGGUAUACUUGGUCCAACAAGUUUACCAAGGAAAGGCUGGAUAGAAGCUUUCAGUCAGUUUCCUUUCGAACCAUGUUCCCUAAUAGCAAAACGGUGGUGUUGCCACCCAAUGAAUCAGACCAUUGUCCCAUUGUAGUGGAACUGAGAACUGACAGAAAUAGGUUUAGAACACCUUGGCGCAGAUUCAGAUUUGAGGAGAUAUGGCACGGACAUGAACAAUGUUCUGACAUUAUUCGAAAGAAUUGGGCAAACCCUACGGUAGGCAACAUGCUACAGCAGGUUGGUCGAAAGAUUUUGGACACUGGAAAACAACUUAUGCAGUGGCACACCACUGAGUUUGCGAGGCAGAAAGUGGAAUUGAGGGAGAUUCGGGAGAAAUUGGCGGAUAUAAUGAGGCAACCUUUUGCUCCAGAACAGUAUGAGGAGCAACGUCUACUUCAUGUAAGACACAGUCAAUUGCUUUUACAGCAAGAAAAAUAUUGGAAACAACGAUCUAGGGCGGUCUGGCUAAAGGAGGGUGACAGAAACUCGGCUUUCUUUCAUCGAAAGGCCACUAACAGGAGGUGUAAAAAUUGCAUCAGAGGGCUUGUGAAUGAUGUGGGUAUUUGGCAAAGUGAUCCUACUGUUGUUCAAGGCAUGUUGGUUGAUUAUUAUAAAACUAUUUUUUCAACUGAGGGAACGGAUGAUAGUGCACUCUCCAUUAUUUUUCAUGCCACCCCAAUGAAAGUGUUACCUCAUAUGAAUGAUGAUUUACUGCAGCCCUAUACAGAUGAUGAAAUUAAGCGUGCAUUAUUUCAAAUGCAUCCUUCUAAAAGCCCGGGGCCUGAUGGUAUGUCUCCUUUCUUCUAUCAAAAAUAUUGGCAUAUUGUUGGUUUUGAUGUUUGUGUUGCAAUUCGAAAUUUUUUGGAAAAAGGAGAUAUUUGGGUAGCUUCCAACUUCACUCAUCUUUGCCUUAUUUCGAAAGUCAAGAAGCCCACUGUUGCCUCUCAUUUUAGACCUAUCGCACUCUGUAAUGUUCUGUACAGAAUAAGUUCCAAGGUCAUUGCCAACAGGGUUUCAGCUCUUCUUUCUCAAGCAGUUGAUGCAGGUGCUAUUCAAGGUUUGAAGAUGUGUCCUGAAGCCCCUACACUACAUCAUUUGUUCUUUGUGGAUGAUAGUUUUCUUUUUGGAGCUGCAACGAUUCACGAAUGUCAGACUAUUCGUGAAAUUCUCAAUAUCUAUGAAAAAGCUUCGGGACAGAAGAUUAAUUUUCAGAAAAGUAGUGUGGUUUUUAACAGAAAUGUGCCUAUUGCUAUGCAAAUUAGCAUGGCAAAUAUUCUUGCAGUACAGAGAGUAGAAGAGCAUGAUAGAUACCUGGGUUUACCGCUGCGUGUAGGCAAAUCCAAGACCGAAAAGUUUCAGUACAUCAAAGAGAAGUUGACGAAGAAGCUGGUUAAUUGGAAGUCAAAGAUCCUAAGCAGUGCAGGUAAGGAAAUACUUAUUAAAGCUGUGGCUCAAACUAUGCCACAAUAUGCCAUGAAUUGUUACUUGUUACCUAAAGGUCUAUGUGAUGACAUUCACCAACUUUGUGCCUCUUUCUUCUGGGGUGAUACUGAUGACAAGAAAAAGAUUCAUUGGAGGAGUUGGGACAGAUUAUGCCUAACAAAAAAAGAGGGAGGAAUGGGCUUCAAAAGUUUAUAUGCUUACAAUCUUGCCAUGCUAGCAAAACAAGGCUGGAGGAUUAUUUCAAAUCCUCAAUCUCUCAUUGCGAGAUUGUAUAAGGCAAAAUAUUUUCCAAAUUGUUCCUUCUGGAAUGUAGAAUUAGGAGAUGCCCCUUCUUUCUCUUGGAGGAGUAUUCUUGCAGGGAGACCGGUGCUCAAAGCAGGGGUUAAAUGGAGAGUGGGGGAUGGCGUGAGCAUAAAUGUGUGGCAUGAUGAUUGGAUCCCUAACUGUCCACAGUACCAAAUUCAAAGACCUACAAAUUGCCAGGUUGAAAAAGUUGCUGAUUUAAUUGACUCCAAUGAGCGUUCUUGGAUCAUUGCCUCGAAUUCCUUUCUACCUAAUGUAGUUUUUAAGGAAUGGAUGUUAGAAAGAGCUUUACACUUGCAAGCUGAGGUGUUUGAGAGGCUUCUGAUAGCUCAAGCAUCUUCCGAGAUUAACCGGUCACAGGGGAUAGAACGAUGGCAACCUGCACAGGGUUCUUUAGUUAAGAUAAAUGUGGAUGGUGCUUUUCUGCCAUCACUUAAUCAUGGAGGACUUGGGGGCAUAGUUCGGGACUCUAAUGGUCAGUUUAUGGCGGCUUUAGCUCACUCUGUGCCACAUAUUUCUUCAGCCAAGCAAGCAGAAUUGCUAGCUAUAAGAGUAGGCCUAGAUCUUCUUAAACAAUUGCAUCUGGAUAGGGCUAUAGUUGAGACGGAUUGUCUUGCUGCAAUCCAAGAUAUUGCAUACAAGGAUGCUGCACUCACCGAGUUUGGCAGCAUUAUAGAUGAUAUUCUAAUGCUAUUACAUAGCAUGCCGGAGGUGCAAAUCAAGUAUGCUCCUCGGAGUUGUAACAAAGUGGCUCAUCGUCUUGCUAGUAUUGGUUUUGAAUCACAUCAGAAUGAGACUUGGCUCACUCAUUCUCCUAGUUGCAUUGCUGAUGUACUACUCUAUGAUUGUAACCUUUUAAAUCAUUAA